AUGCCCUCUUUCCUGUUGCUGGAAGCCAUCUGCAUUUUCCUGUUUGCCGAAGUGCCCCCAUCCCUCCCUCUUCAGGAAGUCCACGUGAGCAAGGAGACCAUUGGGAAGAUUUCAGUCGCCAGCAAAAUGAUGUGGUGCUCGGCUGCGGCGGACGUCCUGUUUCUGAUCGAUGGCUCUCACAGCAUUGGGAAAGGGAGCUUUGAAAGGUCCAAGCACUUUGCCAUCACGGUCUGUGAUGCUCUGGACAUCAACCGCAGGAGGGUCAGGGUGGGAGUGGUCCAGUUCAGUUCCGCCCCUCGUCUGGAAUUCCCCGUGGAUGCAUCUUCAACCCAACAGGAAGUGAAGGCAAGGAUCAAGAGGAUGGUUUUCAAGGGAGGACAUACAGAGACGGGCCUUGCUCUGAAAUGCCUUCUGCAUAAAGAAUUCCCUGGGGGCAGAAAUGCCUCUGUGCCCCAGGUCCUCAUCAUUGUCACCGACAGGAGGUCCCAAGGGCAUGUGGCCCUGCCAGCCAAGCAGCUGAAGCAAAGAGGCGUCACCUGUGUUUGCUGGAUGAGAGCUACCACCACCAUGAUGGUUGUCGUCAUUGCCAAUAAGUUGGUAUUAAACACAAGCUGCCUUAUGGCUGGCUCUGUGUCCUCAGAUAUAAGGAGUAUGAACCCCUUGAGAGAGGAGAGUGGGCGUUACUUCAUGGCUCCCUGCCCACCCUCAUCCCCGCACAGGGCCGAAGAGAGUGCCUUGCACGUAGUAUUUGCCCAAAGGUGGGAGGGGCUGCGCACCCUGGCCAGCGAGCGGGAGCAGCCUGUGCUGAUGGCCGAGCAGGUGGAGGACGCCGCCCACAGCCUCUCCAGCACCCUCGGCGGCUCUGCCACGUGCAGCAUUGCCUCUCCGGACUGCGAGGUCCAGCCUCACCCCUGUGAGCGCAAGACGCUAGAGAUGGUCAGGCAGCUUGCUGGCCAGGCCCCGUGCUGGAGGGGAUCUCGGGGGACCAAGGCCGUGCUGGCUGCGCUCUGUCCCUCUUCCAGCUGGAAGAGAGUGUUCUUAACCCACCCUGCCACCUGGUACAGGACCACCCGCCCAGGCCCCUGUGACUCGCAGCCCUGCCAGAAUGGAGGCACGUGUGUUCCAGAAGGACUGGACAAGUACCACUGCCUCUGCCCGCCAGCCUUUGGAGGGGAGGCUGACUGCGCCCCGAAGCUGAGCCUGGAGUGCAGAGCCGACGUCGUCUUCCCGCUGGCCGGCUCGGCGGCUGCCACCCCGGAGGGCUUCCUGCGGGCCAAGGCCUCUGGGAAGCGGUUCGUGCCGGCGGCGCUGAGCGAGGGCUCCCGGGCACGCAUGGGCGUGGCCCGCUACGGCGUGGAGCUGGCCGUGGCCGUGCCCGUGGGCGAGUACCGGGACCCGGACCUGCUCAGGAGCCUCGACGACCUGCCCUUCGGUGGCGGCGCCACCCCGACAGGCCAGGCCCCGCGGCAGGCGGCGGAGCGCGGCUUCGGGAGCGCUGCCGGAACGGGCCUGGACCGGCCCCUUAGGGCCGUGGUCCUGAUGACCGAGGCGCGCUCUCAGGACCAGGUGGCCGGCCUGGCGCCUUUCGCCAGGGCCCGGGAGCUGCUCCUGCUGGGCGUGGGCAGCGAGGCCGUGCAGGAGGACCUGGAGGAGGUCACGGGCAGCCUGGCGCGCGUCAUGAUCUACGCCGGCCCGCAGGACCUGUGCGGCCAAAUCCUGAAGCUGCGGGGAAAGCUGUGCAGCCAGCAGCGCCCAGGCUGCCAGGCCCAGUCGCUGGACCUGGUCUUAACGUUGGAUGCCUCGGCCUCUGUGGGGCCCGAGGACUUCGCCCAGAUGCGGAGCUUCGUGAGAAGCUGUGCCCUCCGGUUUGACGUGAACCCUGACGUGACACAGAUUGGCCUGGUGGUGUAUGGCGGCCAGGUCCAGACAGCCUUUGGGCCGGACCCCCACCUCACUGGUGCUGCAGCGCUGCGGGCCGGGAGCCAGGCCCCCUACCUGGGUGGGGUGGGCUCAGCAGGCACGGCCUUGCUGCACACCUAUGACAAGGUGAUGACGGUCCGGAGGGGCGCCCGGCCUGGUGUCCCCAAGGCUGCGGUGGUGGUCACGGGUGGGAGGGCAGAGGACGUGGCCGUCCCUGCCCAGAAGCUGAGGGACAACGGCAUCUCUGUCCUGGUGAUGGGCGUGGGGCCCGUCCUGAGGGAGGCACUGCGGAGGCUCACAGGUCCCCGGGACUCCCUGAUCCACAUGGCAGCCUACACAGACCGGAGGCACCACCAGGACACGCUUAUCGAGUGGAUAUGCAGAGAAGCCAAGCGGCCAGUGAACCUCUGCACACCCAGCCCGUGCACGAGCGAGGGCACCUGCGUCCCGCACAACGGGAGCUACCGCUGCAAGUGCCGCGACGGCCGGGACGGCCCGCACUGCGAGAGCCAUGAGUGGGACGCCUACGUGCACUUGGGAGCUGGGAUGCUGUUCUGA
Molecule: messenger RNA, 2478 nt
Organism: Mesoplodon densirostris (Blainville's beaked whale)
Lineage: Eukaryota; Metazoa; Chordata; Mammalia; Artiodactyla; Ziphiidae
Gene: VWA2
Product: von Willebrand factor A domain containing 2
Biological process (GO): calcium-independent cell-matrix adhesion
Cellular component (GO): basement membrane
Molecular function (GO): calcium ion binding
Source: RefSeq, a predicted model, not a curated record